AACGUGCUGAAGGAGCUGGACGAGUCCGUGAACGUGUUGUCUGUGAGUGGAGCAUGGAGGACAUGGUGGACGACUUUUAUCACCGCGAGGUGGACCUCGACGAGCUGGAGCAGUUUGUUCGUCAUAUGAGAGGGGAGGAGCCAGCUUUCAUCUACCACCAGAUUCCACCGCCGCAGAUUGCACCACCUCCGCGGCCAGCCGCCGCCCGGGACAACCACCAGGCUGAAGGAGAGGUUGACUCUGACGAGGAGCAGCUGGCCGUCCGCGUCCAGAGGAACAUCCGUCAGAUGGUGCGCGACCUGAGGAAGAGGAGGAGGAGAGAGGACCGGGAGAGGCGGAGAGAGCAGAGGAGCAGGCGGAGAGAGCAGGAGCGAGUCGCCCGGGAGAGCCGGCGAGUCGACUCUCUGGUGGACAGAGUGGCAGCGGACGGCCGGCUGACUCGGCUGAGACACAACGCGCCUCUGCUGAGACAAGUCCGGCUCCGAGAGACGUUCAAGAACGCCCACAAAAUCAAGAGUCGGAGGCAGCAGCAGUAGCACCCGACCAUCUCCAUCGACGAGAUCACCAGCCCACGACGAGGGCCCCCUCUGGGACUGGUGGUGGCAUACUGUGCACGGUGAUAGUGUUCGUUUUCGGGCGCUGGUUCCACAGCCCUAUA
Molecule: messenger RNA, 658 nt
Organism: Amphibalanus amphitrite
Lineage: Eukaryota; Metazoa; Arthropoda; Thecostraca; Balanomorpha; Balanidae
Product: DEAD-box ATP-dependent RNA helicase 42-like
Exons: 4
Coding region: 54-536 (160 amino acids)
Source: RefSeq, a predicted model, not a curated record